Musa acuminata subsp. malaccensis (wild Malaysian banana) is the source of this 1245-nucleotide messenger RNA. Its product is annotated as dihydroflavonol 4-reductase. Gene Ontology annotation, molecular function: oxidoreductase activity, acting on the CH-OH group of donors, NAD or NADP as acceptor. NCBI's taxonomy places the organism in Eukaryota, Viridiplantae, Streptophyta, Magnoliopsida, Zingiberales, Musaceae. The record is from RefSeq and is a predicted model, not a curated record.
ACACUCAUCUCAGAGAGAGAGAGAGAGAGAGAUGAAGGGGCCGGUGGUGGUGACUGGGGCCUCGGGAUACAUCGGGACAUGGCUGGUGAUGAAGCUUCUGCAGAAGGGGUACGUGGUCAGGGCCACCGUGCGAGACCCCACGAACCAGAAGAAGAUCAAGCCGCUGGUGGAGCUGCCGGGAUCGGUUGAGCGGCUCACCAUCUGGCGAGCGGACUUGGAAGAAGAAGGAAGCUUCGAUGAGGCGGUCAAGGGAUGCGAGGGAGUGUUCCAUGUGGCCACUCCCAUGGAUUUCGAGUCCAAAGACCCUGAGAACGAGAUCAUCAAGCCCACGGUCGACGGAGUGCUGAGCAUCAUGAGGUCCUGCAAGGAAGCCGGGACGGUCAGGCGCGUCGUCUUCACUUCCUCCGCCGGCACCGUCAACGUGCAGGAGCAGCAACAGCCCCAGUACGACGAGAGCUCCUGGAGCGACAUCGACUUCUGCCGCCGCGUCAAGAUGACCGGAUGGAUGUACUUCGUGUCCAAAUCUCUGGCUGAGAAGGCAGCGUACGAGUUUGCGAGGGAGAAUGGCAUCGACCUCAUCAGCAUCAUCCCGACUCUUGUCGUCGGCCCCUUCAUCACCACGACCAUGCCGCCCAGCAUGAUCACCGCGUUGUCACUCAUCACAGGAAACGAAGCUCACUAUUCGAUCUUGAAGCAAGUUCAACUGGUUCACUUGGACGACCUGUGUGAUACCCACGUCUUCCUGUACGAGCACCCCGAUGCAAAUGGGAGAUACAUCUGCUCCUCUCAUGACGCCACCAUAUACGAUCUCGCCAAGAUGUUCCGAGCGCGAUACCCCCAGUACAACAUCCCUCAGCAGUUCGAAGGGAUCGAUGAAACGAUCGAACGGGUGCACUUCUCCUCCAAGAAACUCACCGACCUGGGUUACAAGUUCCGGUACACGAUGGAGGACAUGUUCGAUGCCGCCAUCGAGUCGUGCUGGGAGAAGCAUCUGAUACCACUCCGGACAGCAGAGGAACAGUGCAGUGAGGUGGGCAAACCUCUGCCUCUGGCAACAGAGACACUGAGUGAGUUCAGUGAAGAGAAGGUCCUGAUGGCUUAGGUGGAGACACUCCGAGAUGCACCAGACAUUGCAUGAUUUCUUCUCAUCACAGGAACAAGUCAUGUCCUGUGAAGGUUGACUAAUUUGUCUUGGAGUGGCCAAAAACCAGAGAUAUAUUUAGCUGCCUCAAUUUGAUUGUAAUC